Messenger RNA from Papilio xuthus (Asian swallowtail), 1373 nucleotides. Its product is annotated as NADH dehydrogenase [ubiquinone] 1 alpha subcomplex assembly factor 5. Gene Ontology annotation, biological process: mitochondrial respiratory chain complex I assembly. The record is from RefSeq and is a predicted model, not a curated record. Lineage: Eukaryota; Metazoa; Arthropoda; Insecta; Lepidoptera; Papilionidae. The transcript has 6 exons. The coding region runs from base 274 to 1350 and encodes 358 amino acids. Gene Ontology annotation, cellular component: mitochondrion.
CAUUAAUGUCAGUAAUAGUUGUCUGCCGAACGUACACAUAUUAAACGUGUGUCCAAACCAGAAAAAAACAAUACAUGUCAAAUUCAAUAUGACAUAAAUUGCAAAACAAAAAGAAAGAAAAAAAGGAAAUCAAUGAAAAUGUGUGAAAACGUUUAGAAAAUAGAUAUCUAAUUGAUUAAGUUAAGUGGAAUAAAAUACAAGGAAGUAUUAUACUAAUUAAAAAUUGCCAAAAACUCAAUUUAAUUAAGUUCUAAAUAUAACUAUUAAAUUAAAAUGUCUCAAUCUGCAAUAUUUAAAUAUAGUGUCAAAAAUUUUUUUACUAACAAAUUAAUAGGUCCUUCGAAUUAUUUACGAAAUGCAUAUGUCUUAAGAUAUCAAAGUUCAAAAAGUACAAAAACUAAAACAGCUAGUUCAGUGUAUGGGACAAUGAAGAUUUUUGAUAGAAAUGCGAAAAUCUUACAAAGAGAACGCGCGGCGCAAAAAGAAGAUUAUCAUUUGGCUGAAUACAUAAAAGAAGAAAUCGGUUGGAGGACUGCUGAUAGAGUGUUUGACAUUAAAAGGACUUUUAAAAAUGCAGUCGAGUUAGGGGCAGGCAGAGGCUAUGUUUCCCGCCAUUUCCUACCAGACAGUGUGGAGAAGGUCACACUAUGUGACACAUCACAGACUCAUCUGGACAAAGCUAUCAUUGGUGAUGGAGUUAAAUACGUAAAGGUCGUUAUGGAUGAAGAGAAUUUCGAAUUCCCAGAGGACAGCGUGGACCUGUUGGUGUCAUCGUUAGCUCUGCACUGGGUGAACGACCUGCCGGGCUGCUUCGACCGCGUCAUGCGCUGCCUCAAGCCCGACGGGGUGUUCCUGGCGAGCGUGUUCGGGGGGGGCACGCUGGUGGAGCUGCGGCAGGCGCUGCAGCUGGCGGAGGCGGAGCGCCGCGGCGGCGUGGCGGCGCACGUCUCGCCCUUCACGCACGUGCAGGACAUCGGGGGCCUGCUCACCGCGGCGGGGUUCACGCUGCAGACGGUGGACGUGGACGCGCUGAAGGUGUGGUUCCCGAGCGCGUGGCACGUGAUGCGCGACGUGCGCGCGCUGGGCGAGGGCAACGCGGCGCUGAGCCGGCCCCCGCACCUGUCGCGAGACCUGCAGUUCGCCGCCGCCGCGCUCUACGACCACAUGUACGGCAAGGUACCGGCUAGGACUUCCCGGAGCGGGACAGUCGCGGCGUGCCGGCCACCUUCCAGAUCAUUAACUGGGUGGGGUGGAAGCCGCACCCCUCGCAGCCCGCGCCGCGCCCCCGGGGCUCCGGCGAGGUCUCCCUCAAGGACCUGCACCGACUGGAGGAGGUCGCCGGACACAUAAAUAAAUAAAUUUUGUCUUUACAA